Bombina bombina (fire-bellied toad) is the source of this 1278-nucleotide messenger RNA. It is a transcript of the gene CD74, whose product is annotated as CD74 molecule. The record is from RefSeq and is a predicted model, not a curated record. Gene Ontology annotation, molecular function: MHC class II protein binding; macrophage migration inhibitory factor binding. Gene Ontology annotation, cellular component: membrane. Gene Ontology annotation, biological process: immune response; protein trimerization; antigen processing and presentation. The coding region runs from base 121 to 1017 and encodes 298 amino acids. The transcript is spliced from 9 exons. NCBI's taxonomy places the organism in Eukaryota, Metazoa, Chordata, Amphibia, Anura, Bombinatoridae.
AUUAUAGAGAGCAUAAACUAAUUUUGUGGAGUCGCUUUAUUUCCCCUGAUUUAGUUACAGACGCAGCAUCACAGAAGCAGCAGCAGCAGCCUCCACUGUGCGCAACCUGAUAGCAGCAUAAUGACCGAAGAAACCCAGAACCUGGUGCAGGAGCAAAUGUCAGACGAGAACGUGGUCCUUGUGGGACAACCAAGUCAGCGAAGUGGUGUGUCCUGCAAUAAAGGAACCAUAAUUCCAGCCCUGUCCGUCUUUGUUGGUCUUCUGAUUGUGGGGCAAGCGGUAACAGUUUACUUUGUGACACAACAGCAAUCACAAAUCACUGAUCUGAGCGAAACUGCCAAACAGAUGAAAUUGAAGGAUUUAAUGGACAAGCUUCCAGGAUCACCUCCAUCACAGAAGAAGAAGCUGAAAAUGGCGAGCUUUAACAUUCCUUUGGCAUUCAGGGAUACUGAUGGCUCUUCAGAACCGCAAAUGACCCGAAGUGAGCUAAGAAAUAUUGCUGAGAACGGCAACAAGAUAGAGGAUGUAGUAAAAUAUCUGAUGGUGACUGGAAACCCUAUGAGAGCAUACACAACAUUCAAUGGCAGCAUCAUGGAGAACAUGAGGAAGCUGAGGAAAACUUUGACUGAUGAAGAGUGGAUUCUAUUUGAUUCCUGGAUGCAGCAGUGGUUCCUGUUCUACUUAGUGCAGAACACCAAGACACCUGAAGCCACUCCACUCCCAGAUACUGUGCAUAUGACAGGUGCCCCGGUGAAAACAGAAUGCCAGGUUAAAGCCAGCAGCGCCAGCCCUCACCGCCACCUGGGUGCCUUUUUACCUGAGUGUGAUGAGCAAGGUAACUUUAAGCCUCUGCAGUGCUGGAGAAGCACUGGGUACUGCUGGUGUGUCUACAAGAAUGGAACACUGAUCCCAGGAACCAAGACUCGUGGCAAACUGGAUUGCAGUGAAAUUAUGGAGCCAGAGGAUUUUCUGGGAUCAACUCCUCAAAUGGAUUAUCAAUUUGGUAAGUUUGAUUAAAAGUGAUCCUCUUCAAGAGAGCUGUCCGAUGAGGUUCUAUUCCUUGUGUUAUCUCACAGAAUUCAGCAAACUCUGCAUAAAAACGAUAGUUGUUAUUAACUCAUCUAAUUAAUGAUGCAUCUUGUAUCCGGCUUACUGAAUAGGUCCAUAGAGAUUCUGAUGUUACUGUUUGAAUAAUUUUCCUCUCUCUACAAUCAAAAUGCAUUCUUAGCUUGGUUUACAUGUAAUACCACCAGGAGUAAAUAAUGCAUAUGUUGCUUA